Molecule: messenger RNA, 1591 nt
Organism: Fragaria vesca subsp. vesca
Lineage: Eukaryota; Viridiplantae; Streptophyta; Magnoliopsida; Rosales; Rosaceae
Exons: 8
Coding region: 176-1009 (277 amino acids)
Molecular function (GO): RNA binding
Source: RefSeq, a predicted model, not a curated record
GAUGAGGAUGGAUAAGUAAUGGUGACUAGAGUAAACAGUGAACACAAAGCAAGAGAAGUGCAGACCAGCUGUAUUCUCUCUCGUGUUUUCUCUUUCUCUUCAAUCCCCAAACCCAAACCCACCGCGAACACGCUACCUUGCUUUGAUAUUCAAUCUCUCUCGCUCACAAUCCAUAAUGCAGACGAGAACUGUGCAAGUAAAGCAACUAUCAGAUCUAGCUAGCGAGAGAGAGAUUCAUGAGUUCUUUUCCUUUUCUGGAGAGAUCGAGCGCAUUCAGAUCCAACGUGAGCCUGCACAAUCAAAGACUGCAUUUGUUACUUUCAAGGAUGCCAAAGCUCUUGAAAUCGCACUUUUGUUGUCGGGUGCAACAAUGGUUGAUCAGAUUGUGACCAUAUCUCCUGUUGAAAAUUAUGUACCAAUUGAUGAGACACAGGAAAUAAGAAUGGUGGAAAGUGCUGUUUGUGCUGCCCCUGCUGAAAAUGUUUCACCAAAUGCUGAGGAUAAAAAUAGCUCUCCUAACAAUGGAAGAGUGUAUGUAAAUAGAGCUCAAGAUGUAGUGUCUUGUAUGUUUGCAAAAGGUUCAGCGAUUGGACAAGAUGCCGUUAACAAGGCUAAAGCAUUUGAUGAAAAGCAUCGGUUGACAGCAAGUGCAUCUGAGAAAGUGACUUCCUUUGACAAGAGAGUGGGGCUCACUGAGAAAUUGACAGUAGGCCUUUCAGUGGUUAAUGAGAAAGUGAAGUCUGUUGAUCAAAGACUUCAGGUCUCAGAUAAAACAAUGGCGGCUAUAUUUGCAGCAGAGAGAAAACUAAAUGAUACAGGAUCAGCUGUCAAAACAAGCAGGUAUGUGACUGCUGGAGCAGCCUGGUUCAAUGGUGCUUUUAGCAAGGUGUCAAAGGCAGGGCAGGUUGCAGGUACAAAAACCAGAGAAAAGUUCCAUAUGGCUGUGUCAAACUUGACUGCAAAGGAAUGUCAUCCUCCUCCUUUGAUGCAGGAUCCAAUAGCUGCAUAAGUGAAGGGUUCCAGGUGUCAGAAAGUAACCUUGAUAGACAUUCUUUCUUGAUACAUACAACAACCAUGUUGCUCUAGUUAUUGAUCUUGGGAGACGUGGCCUGGAAAAUAGAUUGCAGGUUUGCUGUAGAUUGGGAUGAAUGGUGCAAUCUUAUUUUGUGAUUCCCGGUUUGAUGUGUGCACUCAAGUUUUGCAUUCAGUUUAAUUUUUUAAUUUGUUUCGCUCACGUUUCUUUUCAUCAUUCAAUUCCCAGGGUCCUUGUGCCUGUGGCUGCAUUUGUAGUUUUGUUUAGUAAUAGCAGUUGAGUGGAACAGCAUAUAUACUUAUAUAGUAUAAGAAAAAGCCUAUUUUUUGAGUGAAGAAAUCAAAACUAUGAGAGAUGAUAUUAUUCAUGUGUAAAGUAUAUAUCUGGUGCUUUAGUUUAAAAUAGCAAUGCCAACCUGCAAAUUGCACGGCACUGCACGUAAAAUUCAAAUCCGAUCAACACUAGUUUUCACCAAGCACCUUAACCUCUACUAGACAAUUCUAAACCAGUCUCACCACUAAGUCGUGAGACUGGUUUAGGCAAUGCUUGCAUUGUAAU